AUGGCCAGAGCAUUGGACACAAACGACAUGAAAUUAUGUACGGCUUUGUAUAACUCAGGGGUUUUCAUGGAUGCCAAAACUUCAGCAACAUAUAAGUCUCGUUUGAUGUUCGAAUAUGUCAAAAGAAAUGACACUGAGGCUGUUUCGUGCUUGCUUAGCGCAGGAGCCCAAGUCAAUGAGAUCCACGAGGAAUUUCCAGACACAGCACUUGGAAUGUUAGAGGCUGUUCUUCACGAUAAUGGAGACGUGAUUCUUGCAUCUGGAGUCUUUGCAAACGACAAGGAUCUGGCCAUCUUUGUGUUCAAGAAUGGCGGUAAAUGGGGUCGCUGUGCCUACGAAGAAUUGCUCAAGACAAGAGUCGAAAAGGCAAUAAAAAACAGGGAUCUCGAAAGUCUUCAAAGAAUGCAUAUGGCAGGGGUCAGACCUCGACCUGGAAUGAUCAUGUCCAUUGGCUCCCUCCAAACAGCAAGGUAUUUAGAUGAGGCCACCUUGCUGUCGGAAAUUUUGAUACAAAAUGGCGAUGAGAUCCUGGUUUCUGCAAUUCUCGCUGAAAAUGAACCUUUGGUGGCAUUCUUGCUCGAGAAAGAAGCCGAUCAAAAUGCAUCGAAUUAUCUUGAAUACGAAAUCAAAGUUCGAUCAUGUCAAACUCCACUAGAAGCAUCUUUGAUUCAAAUGAACCUGCAGCUGGCACAGGUUCUCAUCAGUCGUGGAGCUCUCAUCACCCAGAGAGAGAUAAUGGCAGCCGCAUGGGAAGCACUAAGGCGAGGAGAUGAUAGCAUCAUGGGCCGCUUUUUGGACAUGUUCCCACCCUCAUUUUACGCGGCUCCUGGUGCAAUUGGCCUUGCUAUACAGCUGCGAAAAUUCGACUUGACACAUUUGAUCUUGCGCUCGGGCAUUGACCCAAGAGGAGAACUUUCUCUCUCCGAGCGAUUAAGGUGUAAAGUGUCACAUCACUUGAGCGAGUCGGGGUGGUGGUGUGUCGAAGACCAGACAGAACCCUCAGAGACCGCUCUCGAUAUAGCAGUCAUUGCAGGGAAUCGAGCUACUUUGCAAAUGCUGCUCAUGUCGGCAGUUUGGACAAAAGAAGCGAGAGGCCGUGCGUUCACUUUGAGUAUGCAAUGCAAAAGGAUGGAUCUUGUCCAAGACCUGUGGACUUCCGAUACAGAUGUGAACCAGGAACUCGGUGAGAGCUAUGGCAGUAACUCAACUCCUCUUAAAAUUUCCAUUGAAUGGGGUGAUGUACCAUUGAUGAGUCGUCUGAUUGCAGCGGGUGCCAACAUCGACCAACUGGGCACACAUGGUCGAUACACCCCAUUACAACAAGCAACGAGCGACGAUAAACGAGAGAUCGUUGAGAGCUUGAUUGCAGCAGGUGCAAAUGUCAACUCCCCACCAAAUCCUCGAAAAGGAGCAACGGCUUUGCAGCUUGCCGUCAAACAAGGGAACGUGGAGCUCAUGGAGCUCCUUCUUGAGAAUGGGGCUGAAGUCAACCAAGCACCAGCAUAUCAAGCUGGAGCAACUGCAUUGCAGUUUGCGGCUAUUCAGGGAUACAUUGGAAUCGUUCGUAAAUUACUCGAGGCGGGUGCUGCCAUCCAUGCGCCCAGAUCGCGCAUUUACGGCAGAACUGCCACUGAGGGCGCUGCUGAGCAUGGUCGUAUCGACGUUUUGCAACUAUUUCUCAACGAAGAAGUUUCGUUUGAAGGAGAUUUCCGAACAGAGUAUAUCAGAUCGGUGAAACUGGCUGAAAAGAAUGGACAUCGCGCCGCAGCAAAUCUGAUCAAUUCAAAGAUUUGUUGGACCAUUUGGGAUCGUGAGCAGUUGCAGGAUGAGACUUUCGAUUACGGAGAGACACAGGUUUUGCAGUUAAAUAUACUUUAA
This is a messenger RNA of Penicillium salamii, 1878 nucleotides long. The record is from the annotation of a GenBank genome assembly. Lineage: Eukaryota; Fungi; Ascomycota; Eurotiomycetes; Eurotiales; Aspergillaceae.